Messenger RNA from Globicephala melas (long-finned pilot whale), 4087 nucleotides. RefSeq names its product speckle type BTB/POZ protein like (gene SPOPL). Gene Ontology annotation, biological process: regulation of proteolysis; proteasome-mediated ubiquitin-dependent protein catabolic process. The record is from RefSeq and is a predicted model, not a curated record. Gene Ontology annotation, molecular function: ubiquitin protein ligase binding. Gene Ontology annotation, cellular component: nucleus; cytoplasm. Lineage: Eukaryota; Metazoa; Chordata; Mammalia; Artiodactyla; Delphinidae.
CGGAGGCGGCCGCCACAGGGACUCGCCGCCAUCACCUCAGCCGCCUCAGCCGGAGAGGAGCCGCCGCCGGGGCUGCCCGCCGCAGCCCCGCACGUCCGGGGCUUAACUCAGCGUAGAACCUCCCAAGAUACUCAAACAGUAAAGCACUCAACUGUGUGGGAUAUUGCAUAAAUCUUAGAAGACUACAAUAAAGUGGCAAUGUCUCAGGAACCCACCCCACCUCUCUCUGGAGAUAUGUCUACUGGUCCUAUAGCAGAAAGCUGGUGUUACACACAGGUUAAAGUUGUAAAAUUUUCCUACAUGUGGACCAUUAAUAACUUCAGUUUUUGUCGAGAGGAAAUGGGUGAAGUGUUAAAAAGUUCAACAUUCUCAUCGAGCCCCAGUGACAAAAUGAAAUGGUGCCUGAGGGUAAAUCCAAAGGGAUUAGAUGAUGAAAGUAAAGACUACUUGUCCUUAUAUUUGCUUUUAGUCAGCUGUCCAAAAAGUGAAGUUCGAGCAAAAUUCAAAUUUUCCCUUCUGAACGCUAAAAGGGAAGAAACAAAAGCAAUGGAAAGCCAAAGAGCAUAUCGAUUUGUACAAGGGAAAGACUGGGGUUUUAAAAAAUUCAUUCGAAGGGAUUUUUUGCUUGAUGAAGCUAAUGGUCUUUUACCAGAUGACAAGCUUACAUUAUUUUGUGAGCAUCUCCAGCACUGCUUGCAGAAGAGGAGGAAGCAUUGCACUGGCCUACCUAAAGAACUGCCUCCUCCCCUCCCCUGCAAGUGGUGCUGUAGACAGGUGAGUGUGGUCCAAGAUUCAGUAAAUAUAUCAGGACAUACUAAUACAAAUACUUUAAAGGUGCCUGAAUGUCGACUAGCAGAUGAUUUAGGUAAUCUCUGGGAAAACACAAGAUUUACAGAUUGCAGUUUUUUCGUGAGAGGACAAGAAUUUAAAGCUCAUAAAUCUGUACUUGCAGCUCGAUCCCCAGUUUUUAAUGCAAUGUUUGAACAUGAAAUGGAAGAAAGCAAAAAGAAUCGAGUGGAAAUAAAUGAUGUAGACCCUGAGGUUUUUAAAGAAAUGAUGAGAUUCAUUUACACAGGGAAAGCGCCAAAUCUUGAUAAAAUGGCUGACAACUUGUUGGCAGCUGCAGACAAAUAUGCACUGGAACGGCUGAAGGUCAUGUGUGAAGAAGCUUUGUGUAGUAACCUCUCAGUAGAAAAUGUUGCUGAUACCCUUGUCCUUGCAGAUUUGCACAGUGCGGAACAGUUGAAAGCACAAGCCAUAGACUUUAUUAAUAGGUGCAGUGUACUUCGACAGCUUGGGUGUAAAGAUGGGAAAAACUGGAACAGCAACCAAGCAGCAGACAUAAUGGAAACAUCUGGGUGGAAGUCCAUGAUUCAGUCUCACCCACAUUUGGUAGCAGAAGCCUUCCGAGCACUAGCAUCUGCACAGUGUCCACAGUUUGGUAUUCCACGAAAACGGCUAAAACAGUCUUGAAAUCUUCCAUGAACUGUAGAAAAAUGGAACUGACUUUUACUCCUCCAGGUCCAGAAGGAUUCUAAUACACAAACCAUAAGCAAGAGUUGUUUCUGUUGUCUUGUCCACAGAACAGAAGCUGAGAAAGCAUAUUGCUUGAAUUUCAGGUGGAUAAUUUAUGGUUUAUUCUUCAGCUUUAAAUUAGACUGAUUAUACUCUAAUUCACUUCAAGGCCUUAAAUUAUCUUCAGUGACUUCUCUUGUUCAUAUAUAUACUUUAAUUUUUUUAUUGUGCCUUGUCAUUGUGACCAAGGCUAUGCAGGAUUGCACUAGCUCCAUAAUGCAGUAAUAUUGAUAACUGAAGAUAAUAAGUUUCAAAAGGAUCUUCCAUUAGUUUGAGAAAGGCAAAUGAAUAUUAUAGGGUUUGUCCUAUGCUAUCUCAAAGUUUAAAACUAGGCUUUCCUUAAAAAAGCACUUCUAUUGGAGAUUACUGGUAACGUCUCCAGUCUAAGUUCUAUAAAUACAGGAGAACCUGCUUACCUUCAAGGUAAGUUAUGGCAAUACACUGCUUCAAUUCUAAUUUAUUUUUCAUUUCAGGGGGCAAAUAUGCAAUGAGUUGGCCCAAAUUUUUAAUGAAAUUUGUAGUGUUUUUAUGUUAUCUGUCCAACAAACUAAGAGAAGCAUAACAAACCUUUGCUUGUGUUUCUUUGUGAGUUUAUCCAAGUUUACAGUGAUUGAGAACUGAUUGAGGUUAAGAUUUCAAUAAGAAGAAAGCAUGUUUUGUGCUGAAUUAAUUUUUUUUUAAUUUAUAGUGACCUACAUUUAUAUGAAGAAUUCUGUACAUGUUAAAAGUAAGGAUGACCAAAUGUAAAUUUAAUGAGUGGGCCAAUUAAGAAGAUAUAUAUGCACUUUUAAUGUGUAACUUUUUUAUACUGAAUGGUACUUUUUUUUUUUUUUUUGCUUUUGAGAGAAUUGAUAAGGUAUAAUUAAUUGUCUUAACUUUUGAAAGAAUUUUUAAGACAGAUGGAGGCAACUGGGAUGUUUGUGAUAAUAGAUAAGGAAGAUAUUCUCGAUUAUAGUUAAAUUGGUUUGACUUCCAGAUAUUCAUUAUUGAAUUCACGCCUGUUUAUCACGCUUUGGAGAAGGCACCUGACAGUAAAUGAAUCCUGGACAGCCUACUCUCCUUCUAAAAGCAAUGAACUGCUAUUAUUUGCAGACUAAAGGAGAGAACCCUUAGAAAUAUGUCAGGCUACACUCUGAAACCUUUUUUCCUCCCUAGCUUUCUCCUUUCUGUCUCAGUUACUGUACCAACAUUGUGGAUGAUAGUGAAAUUCUGCAUAAUGUGAACAGGAUAAACUAUUCAUAAACUGCUUUUCACGGGCCAGUUCUUUAUUAUAAAUGAAUUUUAGCUUUAAACACAUACACAUCUUCAGUUUUCGAUAGCUCUGUUUACAACAGAAGUCUGUUCUGGUGCAUUGUCCUGGUGAAGCAGGAGCAAUCGAUGUCAAGUCACUGCAUCUGAUUUCCUGUGACAGUGGCAGUAUCCUUCUUAGGCAAGAUUUACAUUUGACCACAAGGGAAAAAUUUUUUUCACUGGAAAAAAAAAUGCAUAUACCUAUAUAUUUACAUAUAUAACUUUAUUCUCCAGAUUAAAAUUUGUAUAAUUCGUUUAUUUAGUUUUUGAAUUUAGGACAAAAAGAAAAAGAUGAAGCCUGAAGUUUUAAAAUAGAUUUUAUUUUUGUUAUCUGUCAGUUAGGUAUUUACUGAAGCAAUCCUAAUAUACCAAGAGUGAUUCAUAUUUACAUUGAACAAACACUGUCAAAUAAUCAUUUGUUAUCCACAUCAAACUGGAGUUCAAAAAGAUCAUAUUUUUAGAUAUCUUCAUUUCUUGCUGUGUAGCUUGAGUCUUUGUUGUGUUAACCUAAAUUUGAAAUUGGAAGACUCCCUUCGGAUAGAAGAAAGAUUCUUACAUAUGAAUGGAUUCCAUCCUAUGUAAGAGUAUUAUAGGGAGCAGAAAUUCACUUCCUUAACUUCACCAUAAGAUUGAGCCCUUUAAAUUUAAAAUGUGCAAUUUAAAAAAGAAACCACACACACAUACAUAUACACUUUAAGAAUUUGAGAUUUUGCCAGGGUCUUAGAAGAAAAUAAAAGUUCAUCCCUCAGGCCCUAGAAUUUUGUUGUCAUAUAUUAAAAAAAUACUGGUGUAUUCAUUUAUGUCAGAUGCACACAGGCGCAUUCUGAAUUAAUUCACUGCUUGGGUCUACAUUUCUAACCAUAGUGACUUCAGUGAUAACACCUAUUAUAAUGAACAUUUCAGCUUACCCUUACUUACAUACUUACUUUAGUGUUUGUUGCAAAUCUGAAGGGUUUUAUUAUAAAGUUUUUUUUUUUUAGUUUGGUAGCACAUUUUGUACCAAAAACGUCCAACACUGUGCUGUAAGAAUAUCCACAUUUGUAGAAAUGUCCACUUUUCAGAUAAUAUAAUUCCUACCAUUAUACUAACAGAAUCAUAUGGUAGUUGAUUUAUUUUUUUUAUUUAUUAUGUAUAUUUUUGGUAUUGUGGGUUCUUGAGACAAUGAUACAAAACUGUUAAUGUAUUCUGACGUGAGUGCUGUAAUAGCUUUUUUUUUUUUUUU